Prunus persica (peach) is the source of this 2284-nucleotide messenger RNA. Its product is annotated as U4/U6 small nuclear ribonucleoprotein Prp31 homolog. Gene Ontology annotation, biological process: spliceosomal tri-snRNP complex assembly; mRNA splicing, via spliceosome. Bases 532 to 1989 code for a protein of 485 amino acids. Gene Ontology annotation, cellular component: U4/U6 x U5 tri-snRNP complex; U4 snRNP; precatalytic spliceosome. The record is from RefSeq and is a predicted model, not a curated record. Lineage: Eukaryota; Viridiplantae; Streptophyta; Magnoliopsida; Rosales; Rosaceae. The transcript is spliced from 10 exons.
UCCCUUUCUUUUUAAUUCCUAGGGUUUUAAUAUUUUUCUUACUUUCAGUUGAAUCUUCCCUAAGGUCACAGCAAGUUAUCAACUUCUCUACCAGUCACUCCCUCGCUCACUACUUUCAAAUUUCAGCACAUAUAUACUUUCCAUAUAUUUUGAUUGAAAUUGAAUGAAAAGGAAAAAGACAGAUGCAUUAAUGGAAAACAUAUACGGCUUUGUGAGAGAUUAAAAUACUGGGCUGAGGUCAUUGUGACUGAGCAAGACGACAGACAUUACAGGAGAGAGAGAGAAGGAAAGAGUUGGAUAGUGAAGUGAAAGAGGAUGGGAAGGGUUGCCAAUGCUAUAAUAUGCUGCGUAUGAAUGCAAAAUAUGUGAUACUGGUACACUGCAAUUAAUUUCAUAUUAGUGUGUGAAGUGGUUAACUACAAGGAAAUUAGAUGCUGUCUUGAUUCUUGAAUGAGCAGAGCACUGGUUGGAUCUGCCAAGUUUUAUUAGGCACCAACUGUUUGGAAGCUGACGCCGCUUGAACCUGAAAGGAUGGCGACUCUUGCUGAUUCAUUUCUUGCAGACCUUGAUGAACUAUCUGACAAUGAAGCUGACGUUAUUGUUGAAGAUGAUGCUGAUGCUGAAAACAUGGAAGAAGAUGUUGAUGGGGACUUGGCAGACUUGGAAACACUUAAUUACGAUGAUCUGGAUAGUGUUUCAAAAUUACAAAAAACACAAAGAUAUGCUGAUAUAAUUCAGAAAGUGGAAGAGGCACUGGUGAAGGGUUCUGAUAUGUCAAGUCAUGGAAUAGUUUUAGAAGAUGAUCCAGAAUACCAGCUGAUUGUGGACUGUAAUGCUUUGUCAGUUGACAUUGAGAAUGAAAUUGUAAUCAUCCACAAUUUUAUUCGUGAUAAGUAUCGCCCAAAGUUUCCAGAGCUUGAAUCACUUGUGCAUCAUCCAAUUGAUUAUGCCCGAGUUGUUAAGAAAAUUGGGAAUGAAAUGGAUGUAACCCUUGUUGAUCUGGAGGGGCUUUUGCCUUCCGCAAUUAUUAUGGUUGUGUCAGUUACAGCAUCAACUACAAGUGGCAAACCGCUUCCAGAGGAAGUCCUUACAAAAACAAAUGAGGCAUGCGAUCGAGCCCUUGCGCUUGAUUCAGCAAAGAAGAAGGUUCUUGAUUUCGUUGAAAGUAGAAUGGGCUUUAUUGCACCAAACCUUUCUGCUAUAGUUGGGAGUGCUGUUGCGGCAAAACUUAUGGGGACAGCCGGCGGUCUCACAUCCUUAGCUAAGAUGCCUGCUUGUAAUGUUCAGCUUCUUGGUGCUAAGAGAAAAAACCUUGCUGGGUUUUCCACUGCAACAUCACAAUUUCGUGUUGGUUAUGUUGAACAGACAGAAAUAUUUCAAACUACACCCCCUUCUUUGAGGAUGCGUGCCUGCCGGCUCUUGGCUGCAAAAUCAACACUUGCAGCACGGGUGGAUUCCACAAGAGGAGAUUCAUCUGGAAACACUGGAAGGGCAUUCCGGGAGGAGAUUCGUAAGAAAAUUGAGAAAUGGCAGGAGCCUCCUCCUGCAAAACAACCUAAACCACUUCCGGUUCCUGAUUCUGAACCUAAAAAGAAGAGAGGUGGUCGCCGGUUAAGGAAGAUGAAGGAAAGAUAUGCGAUAACGGACAUGAGGAAGCUGGCAAAUAGGAUGCAAUUUGGUAUACCUGAAGAGAGUUCCUUAGGGGAUGGACUGGGUGAAGGUUAUGGAAUGCUUGGUCAAGCUGGGAGUGGCAAGCUGCGUGUAUCAAUGGGUCAGAGCAAACUUGCUGCCAAAGUCGCUAAGAAGUUCAAGGAAAAGAAUUAUGGAAGCAGUGGUGCUACAUCUGGACUUACUUCAAGUUUAGCAUUUACGCCUGUGCAGGGGAUUGAGCUCUCGAAUCCACAGGCUCAUGCACACCAGCUCGGCGGUGGAACUCAAAGCACCUACUUCUCUGAAACGGGAACAUUUUCAAAAAUCAAGAGGAUCUGAUCCACGCAAGAGAAACUUUCCUAUAUUCAUGAGAUUUCGCUAGUUGCCAAUACCAUGAAUAACCUUAGUCUGAAUGUGUACAUGAUUUUUACUAGAUGAAGUCGUUUUACAUCGCUGUUAUCUCAUGCUUUAGAGACCAAAUUUUUUCCGAUGUACAUUAUGGUCCCAAUCGAAGUUGAUAUACCUUACAGAAUUCAUGACCUGUUUGUAGAGAUUAAAGGAAGAAUUUCGUACCCGUCUUUGUUAGUUAACUAAUGAUCAGCCUCACUUUAUCGGUGGCAAUUUAUUUUCUUGA